Molecule: messenger RNA, 1767 nt
Organism: Hevea brasiliensis (rubber tree)
Lineage: Eukaryota; Viridiplantae; Streptophyta; Magnoliopsida; Malpighiales; Euphorbiaceae
Product: pentatricopeptide repeat-containing protein At1g62680, mitochondrial
Molecular function (GO): protein binding
Source: RefSeq, a predicted model, not a curated record
UUGGUGUGGUAACGAAAGGACCGAAAAACCACAAUAUCAUAUCUUCCUUUCUCUCUGGGUACCAAUGCCGUCUCCAUAUACUCCGGCCCCCCAACAUCUUCUUCAAUCUCCUUCGCUUGGCAGCACUUUUUUAUUUAACAACAUCUGCAAAGUCAACUGCAUCAAAUUCCCAGGAAGAAGGCUUAUUUCUCUUCCAAAAUUAUCAUUAUCCACUGCAAAUCCUGCAUUCCCAGAAGGGUUAUCCCAUUUGAUUGACAAGAAAGAAAUCGGCUUAGUUGAGAAUUAUAGUGGCCUGCCCAUCAAAAAAGAAAAGCCUGAAACCAAUAGAUUGCAGGUGGAGAAUUUCGUGGAUGUAAUUAGAGCAUUACCCUGUAAAGAAAGAAAUGAUAUUCUCAACGGUUUUACAAAAGAUGACCAAAAUUGGAACAUAUCGGACUUAAAUGAUUUUCUCAUGGCUUUCCUCGUAGCUAAUGAGCCUAACCUUGCCUUAAAACUGUAUUAUGAUAUAUCCUCUCAUGGUUUGGCACCAGAUUCUUGCACAUUUUCUAUCAUAAUCAGGUGUCAUUGCAAGAUAAAUGAUGCUGAUGAAGCUAAAAGGGUUUUAGACCGCAUGCAAGAAAAUGGGUUAAACCCAAAUGUGGCUACUUUGACAACGUUGAUCAAUUCAUUUUGCAAGAGGGGUAAAUUACAGAAAGCUUUCGAAGUCCUUGAGGUCAUGGAAAGAAUUGGGUGCAGACCAACUGUGCAAAUAUACAAUUGCUUGUUGAAAGGAUUAUGUUACGUGGGGAGGGUGGAGGAAGCAUAUGAACUGCUAGAAGAUAUCAAGAAAUCUUCCUUAGAACCAGAUAUUUAUUCAUACACAGCUGUGAUGGAUGGUUUCUGCAAGGUAGGCAGAUCAGAUGAGGCAAUGGAGCUGCUUAAUGAAGCUCUGGAGAUGGGAUUGACACCAAGUGCUGUCACUUUUAACACUCUGUUUGAAGGUUAUAGUAAAGAAGGGAGGCCACUCAAAGGAAUUGGUGUGUUAAAGAAAAUGAAACAGAGAAAUUGCAUGCCCGAUUAUAUUAGCUAUAGCACGUUACUACAUGGUUUGUUGAUAUGGAGGAAAAUCGCAGCACUGCUAAUAUAUAAGGAAAUGGUGGGGAAUGGUUUUGAGGUGGAUGAGAGGUUAAUGAACGGUCUCUUGAGGGGUUUGUGUAGAAAAUUCUUGAAGGAAAAAGACCUACCAGAAGAUGCCUAUAAAGUGUUCGAGGAAAUGAAUAAAAGAGCAUAUAUUAUUGACCAUAGCACAUACAGUCUAGUGAUCCAAGCUCUUUCCAUGGGAAAGAAAGUGGAUGAUGCUCUGGCCAAUUUGCACCAAAUGAUUAGAUUUGGGCAUAUUCCAAGAGUUACCACCAUGACUAGCGUAAUUCGAGCAUUUUGCGUGGAGGGAAAGUUCGACAAGGCGUUUCUGGUAUUAGUUCUGAUGUAUGAAACUCAUAAAAUCCCUAGUAGAAUCUCCCACGACCUCAUGAUUCGUGAAUUGAAUAGACAAGGAAGGUUUUUAGAAGCUUGUAAUGUCUAUGGUGCAGCGUUGGUUCGAGGCGUAGUUCCCAUCAAGAAGCCCCGACAAUAAGGAAAUGCUUGACAACAAUUAUUUGCAUUCAUUCAAUUGCCUUAAUACUAUCGAAGUUAUCUUCAUGCAUAAAUGAAUUCUGUAAUGGCAUUAGUUGCUGUCUGCACUUCAAAAACACAACAUAAUUACAGUAGAUCCGAUAUUAAAUUUUCCAU